GUGCUGCGGUUCGCGCCGCCAUCUUGAAUUUUACUCUCCAUUUUUCUGUGGAAUUAUUUUUUGGUGAUUAAUUUUCUGAGGGGACGGGAAAGAGUGGCCCGGCAGCGUGGGUCCCCCUUUCCCGUCGCAGUGGCCGGGCAACGGGGCCUCGAACGCGCCCGAGCGGCAUCGGCCGGCCGCGGAGAGAACAUUGAAAUUAUUUUCUAAGCUAUUUGAAGAGAGUGACUAAAUGCACCUGGGUCAGGCUGGCUGUGGGUAUGAAGUGGUUGGGAGAAUCCAAGAACAUGGUGGUGAAUGGCAGGAGAAAUGGAGGCAAGUUGUCUAAUGAUCAUCAGCAGAACCAAUCAAAAUUACAGCACACUGGCAAGGACGCCUUGAAGACUGGCAGAACCACAGUCGAGAGGAGGUCAAGCAGAUGUAAUGGUAAUUCAGGAUUUGAAGGACAGAGUCGCUAUGUGCCAUCUUCUGGAAUGUCUGCCAAGGAACUCUGUGAAAAUGACGACCUAGCAACCAGUUUGGUUCUUGAUCCCUAUUUAGGUUUUCAGACACACAAAAUGAAUACUAGCGCCUUUCCUUCGAGGAGCUCAAGGCAUUUUUCAAAAUCUGAAAGUUUUCCUCAUAACAACCCUCUGAGAUUUCGGCCUAUUAAAGGAAGGCAAGAAGAACUAAAGGAAGUAAUUGAACGUUUUAAAAAAGAUGAACACUUGGAGAAAGCCUUCAAAUGUUUAACUUCAGGUGAAUGGGCACGGCACUAUUUUCUUAACAAGAACAAAAUGCAGGAGAAAUUAUUCAAGGAGCAUGUAUUUAUUUACUUGCGAAUGUUUGCAACUGACAGUGGAUUUGAAAUAUUGCCUUGUAAUAGAUAUUCAUCAGAACAAAAUGGAGCCAAAAUAGUUGCAACAAAAGAGUGGAAACGAAAUGACAAAAUAGAAUUACUGGUGGGUUGUAUUGCCGAACUUUCAGAAAUUGAGGAGAACAUGCUACUGAGACAUGGAGAAAACGACUUCAGUGUCAUGUAUUCCACAAGGAAAAACUGUGCACAACUCUGGCUGGGUCCUGCUGCAUUUAUAAACCAUGAUUGCAGACCUAACUGUAAGUUUGUGUCAACUGGUCGAGAUACAGCUUGUGUAAAGGCUCUAAGAGAUAUUGAACCUGGAGAAGAAAUUUCUUGUUAUUAUGGAGAUGGAUUUUUUGGUGAAAAUAAUGAGUUCUGCGAGUGUUACACUUGUGAAAGACGGGGAACUGGUGCUUUUAAAUCCAGAGUAGGACUGCCUGCGCCUGCUCCUGUUAUCAAUAGUAAAUAUGGACUCAGAGAAACAGAUAAACGCUUAAAUAGGCUUAAAAAGUUAGGUGACAGCAGCAAAAAUUCAGACAGUCAGUCUGUCAGCUCUAACACUGAUGCAGAUACCACUCAGGAAAAAAACAAUGCAACUUCUAACCGAAAAUCUACAGUUGGUGUGAAAAAGAAUAGCAAGAACAGAACGUUAACAAGGCAAUCCAUACCGAGAAUUCCUGCUUCUUCCAACUCUACCUCAUCUAAGCUAACUCAUAUGAAUAAUUCCAGGGUACCAAAGAAACUGAAAAAGCCUGUAAAGCCUUUACUUUCAAAAAUAAAACUAAGAAAUCACUGCAAGCGACUGGAGCAAAAGAAUAAUUCAAGAAAACUCGAAAUGGGAAACUUAGUACUUAAGGAGCCUAAAGUUGUCCUGUAUAAAAAUUUGCCCAUUAACAAAGACAAGGAGGCCGAGGGCCCAGUCCAAGCUGCAGCUGCCAGCGGGUGCUUGACGAGACACGCAGCCAGAGAACACAGGCAGAAUCCUGGGAGAGGUGCUCACUUGCAGGGCGACAGCUCGCCCUGCACCCACAUAACCAGGCGCUCAGUGAGGACGAGGACCAGUCUGAAGGAAACCUCUGACCCCAAGCUGGAACCAAACAUGGUAGAUGGCUAUAAAAACAGCAUGACCGAGCCUUGCCCAGACAGCGGUGAGCAACCAGCUCCCACAGCGCAGGAAGAACUGGCUCAUGAGCCCAUGCUGAAGGGGGAAGCCACGUGUCCUAAGAGCGACCCCAGUGUGUCCAGAAAGAAGUCACGACAAGGAAAACUCAUGAAACAGUUCUCAAAGCUAGAGGACUCCACACCAGGACAUGAUUCCCCUGAAAGAGAUGGCGGGGUGCCAGAGUUGGUGGGGCCCCUUUCUGACCAGGGUGAGCCCAGUGGCACUGUCGGAGCUCCUGGGAGCUAUGCAGACUGUGCUCCUUCCCCUGUUGGUUGUUCAGUUGUCACAUCCGACUGCUUCAAAGCAAAAGAUGGCUUUAGAACUGCAAAAACUAAAAAGAAGAGGCGAAUCACAAGAUAUGAUGCACAGCUCAUCCUAGAAAAUAAUUCUGGGAUUCCCAAAUUGACUCUUCGUAGGCGUCACGAUAGCAGCAGCAAGACAAACGACCAAGAGAAUGAUGGGAUGAAUUCUUCAAAAAUAAGCAUCAAAUUAAGUAAAGACCAUGAAAAUGACAGUAAUCUCUAUGUAGCAAAGCUUAAUAAUGGAUUUAACUCAGGAUCAGGUAGUAGCUCUACAAAAUUAAAAAUCCAGCUGAAACGGGACGAGGAAAGCAGGGGGUCCUAUGUAGAAGGGCUACAUGAGAAUGGCGUGUGCUGCAGUGACCCACUUACUCUCCUGGAGUCACAGAUGGAAGUGGACGACUACAGUCAAUACGAGGAGGAAAGUACAGACGAGUCCUCCUCUUCAGAGGGCGAUGAGGAGGAGGAGGACUAUGAGGACGACUUCGAAGACGACUUUAUCCCUCUUCCUCCAGCUAAGCGACUAAGGCUGAUAGUUGGGAAAGACUCUAUAGAUAUUGACAUUUCUUCAAGAAGAAGAGAAGACCAGUCAUUAAGACUUAAUGCAUAAGCCCUUGGUCUUAGUUUGACCUGGGAUAACUACUUUAAAAAAAAAUUCCAGUCGAUGAUUCCUCAACUGAACCAUUUUAGUGGCAGCACUUCUAUUGUCUCUUCACUUAUCAGCAUAAUAUUGUAGAAAGUGUACAGCAUACUGACUCUUCCUAAGUCUGAUUUGUGCAAAUUUUUAUCGUACUUUUUAAAUAGCCUUCUUAUGUGCAAUUCUGAGCUAGAGUUAAAGCCCUGUUGUAAAAUAAAGGCUCCAGCAAAAUUGUACAGUGAUAGCAACUUUCCACAUGGGACGCUGAAACAAUAAUGUGGCUACACACUUUUUUAAAAACUGAGGCAUCUGCUGGCUCUUUAAUAUAUGACUAAACAAUAAUUUAAAACAGAUCAUAGUAGCAGCAUAUUAAGGUUUCGAGUAUAUGCUAAUAUCACCAGCAAUUAUCUUUGGCUUUUUGAUUUAUUUGCUAGAUGUUUCCCCUCAGAGUUUUGUCAGUUUCACACUGUUGCUGGCCCAGGUGUACUGUUUGUGGCCUUUGUUAACACAGGAAAAUGUUCAGUUGGAAGUCAAAUUGGUUUCUUUAAAAACGAAAUGACAUGCGUGACAGCUUACUUUUCAGUAGCUUGUAUGUAUGAGGUUAGCAGUGUGCAGGACGAGUUUCAGAGCAGCGUAUUUAUUGCUUGUCGUAAAUUAAAGACCCUGUAUUUAACACUUUUCAACCCUUUUAGAUAAAAUUGUUCUUUGCAAGAAUGAUUGGUGCUUAUUUUUUCAAAAAUUUGCUGUGAACAAUGUGAUGACAACAAGCAACAUUGACCUAAUGAACUACAGCUAUAUCUUAAAUUUGGUUCUUCAAGUUUUCUGUUGCACUUGUAAAAUGCUACAAGGAAUAUUAAAAAUCUAUUCACUUUAACUUAUAAUAGUUUAUGAAAUAAAAACAUGAGUCACAGCUUUUGUUCUGUGGUAACCUAUAAAACUGUUUGUCUUUGGAAUUCAAUGUAAAGAGCUGAAAACGAUGUAUAUGUUGUAAAUAUUUGUGUGUUGUGAGAAAUUUUUGUCAUAAGAAAUUAAAAGAACUUACCAGGAAGGUUUUAAGUUUAGAAAUAUUCAUGCCAAUAAAAUAGGAAAUUAUAAAUAUAUAGUUUUAAGCACUGCAUCAGUGGGAGUUCUUGGCUUAUGUUAGUUUAUUAAGAAAAUAUCAAAGAUGUUUUGAUUAUAUUGUCAGUUAAAAAGAGGAGUCAGAUUUAAUUUGUUUUUUUAAGCACUUUGAGAAGAGAAAUUUUAAGUAACUUAAUGAGCAAAUUUUUUUUAAUGAGCAUUUGAUUACUACUUUAUGUUCAAUACCAGGCUCUUUCAUUUUUCUGGAUUACUUUACAACUCAAUUUGGAUCUAUAAAUCUGUAACAGGUGUUUGACACCAGUAGGUCUCUUUAUUUACUGGGAGAUGUGUACUUGUAUGUUGGGAUAUACAGUGCCCCUAAAUAACAUCAGUUUAGGGGUCCAUAUAAUGUCUGUAGAAAAGUAGCCUGUGUCUUAUAAUCUUAAAAGGAAUCUGCAGGUAAUGAAAAGUCCAGUGGAAAAAAUCUCAAGGCUUAAGGUUUGGGGGACGUUAUUUAAAUUAAGUUCCUUAAAAGUAUUACCAGUAGGUUCCGAAUAAGAAGUACUAAGGUUCAUAAAAGCUUGUUAGGUUCUGUAAGGAGUUCCCUCUGUAGUCCUGUGCAGUCUCAUGCUUGUAUGUUAUGGUGCAGUCUGAUCCUCAGGUAUUAAUUUGGAAGCAGGUAUAGGCAGACCCCCCACACACUCCUUUUUGCUGCAGCUUAUGAAGUGGGGCAGCCCUGGGGGGGUCUCAGGAGCUCCUGUCCUGAGCACUUGCAGACACAUGGCAUCCUCAUGGGGCCCCCUCCCGGAAGCAUGAGACACCGCUAGAAAUGAAGGUGGACACUCACGUGUGCCCAAAGGCCAUGGGUCGCCGCUGAUUCCCACGUUUGCUCGAGGGUGUUUUGAAAUUGUUCAGAGACUAAAUCUUGAUUUUCUUUGAACACCAACAAUAGCCAUUUCAGGAAUUUCAGUCUUAAGGCAAGAAUAACACAUUUCCCAUUUUUGCUCCACUUUUAAGCCUAAUUUUAGUAACUUAUUUAUGAUUUUUUUAAAUUUUAUUGUGGCCUCAUCUUUUGGGGCUGACCUUCCCAUGGGUCUCAGGAGCAGUGACAUUUGGUGACAAGUCACUGCCUCUCAGGAGUCGGUAUGCACAAGCACUCAGCAGCCACUGCUGAUGCCUUCUAGGGAAAUUAACUUCCGUUUCUAAAGCUAGGGGCCUCGGGACUUCUUGAUCUGCUGUAGAACCUCACCAUGCGAGAGUGGUGAGGCUCACACACUCUUGAUCAGUUUGGAAGAGGUGGCAUUCAAUAAAACUUUAGCUUGAGCUUAUGCAAUGAUUGGUAACAUUUUUGGCAUUGUAAGAAUUAGGAAAUGAUCAUAGAAAUAUAUGUAAAGUAUUCAAUUUUCAAUCAUUUUUCAAAUUACUGUUUUAAAUUGUUUUGCUGAGUUGUAAUACUUUUGAGAUAUAAUGUAUUCCUUGUACUGAAAGAAUGAAAAAGGACUUUUUCAGCAUUUGAGGUAAGUUCUUUAACGUUUCAUUAAAAACAUUUUUUACAAAUAUUUUGUACAUGCACUUGCAGUAUUGAGGUUAAUCAUUUUAAUAAAUUCGGAAAUUAAAACA
Cavia porcellus (domestic guinea pig) is the source of this 5612-nucleotide messenger RNA. RefSeq names its product lysine methyltransferase 5B (gene Kmt5b). Gene Ontology annotation, molecular function: protein binding; histone H4K20 methyltransferase activity. The coding region runs from base 258 to 2906 and encodes 882 amino acids. Gene Ontology annotation, cellular component: nucleus. The transcript has 11 exons. Lineage: Eukaryota; Metazoa; Chordata; Mammalia; Rodentia; Caviidae. The record is from RefSeq and is a predicted model, not a curated record.